AUGGCUCGUCGUACACGUCCUGGGGCGAAGAAACACACUUCGCGGUCGAAGAAAACUUACAUAACGGGCAAGAAAGGGAAACGACAACCCGACCAAAACUCCCGGUUCCCAAAAUUCAGUCAUUUCCCCGCCGAAAUACAAUGGAAAAUCUUCCGCGAGGUCUUGAACGGCGACCCCCAUUUUCAUGUUCUCAGGGUCGGCCGUGUCGAUGAUGCUCAUGCAGGAACAUGGAAACUGUCUUUCUCUCCCGUCACGAGAAAAGAGGAUAACUCGGGAUACCGGAUGUAUGACGAACUUUCAAGUGUCAACCCUGCGGCUGCAGCGGCCGUGAGACAUGAGUUGGCAUUGAGGAGAAGGGGCCAGUUCGAAGGGCUACCUUUCAAGAUCUUGGACGCCCGUAUUGAUGGUGCAAAAGACUUGAUCGUUUUCGACUUUGCUAGGAGCACAGUCCCGGCGAUGGGUGACAGCCUCGCGGAGCAGUUCCAAAACACGGAAAAGUUCGGCAUCAAGUUGAGUCCCAAGCACUACUCCUGCCAUGACAUGGACGGCAAUUUCCGCUGCGUCGACCGAGCUUUCCCAAACUACGCCAGUUCUAUGCCAUCAUCGAUCCCCUAUCACGGCAACAAGAAACAUGACCUCAUGGAUCUCUAUCUUAAGGGCUACUUUGCCGGCACCUACCCAACCGAACACCCCACCAACAAAACCCCCUUCUACGGCAUCUCCACUCUCUACAUCCCCCUCCACCACUCCGACGCCCUCCCCGCAUUCGGCUUCCCCAACAACCCCAACACCAACCACCACCACCACCACCACCACCCCCCGCCCCACCACCCCACCACAAGCCCAGGACCCUUCCCCGCGCUCCAAGACCUGCACGACAUGCACGACAUGCUGGCCGCCGUGGCGGACCAUUUCUUCCUGGAUCGCCUGCCGCCGCAACACAGCAGGUAUGUGGGUCCGAGCGAGUACCGGCUGGAGCGGGCGGCAAGGGAGAAGCUGGUGUUUGGGGUGCUGGUUGCGGUGGGGAGGGAGAAGAAAAGUCCGGGCCCCGACAUCGAGACGAGCAACCCAACAUGA
Chaetomium globosum CBS 148.51 is the source of this 1077-nucleotide messenger RNA. RefSeq lists its product as uncharacterized. The record is from RefSeq and is a predicted model, not a curated record. The transcript has 5 exons. The coding region runs from base 1 to 1077 and encodes 358 amino acids. Lineage: Eukaryota; Fungi; Ascomycota; Sordariomycetes; Sordariales; Chaetomiaceae.